AAUUUCUAUAUAAAUACACCCAAUCCACUCUCCAUUUUCUCCACACCAAAAAAACAACAAAAACCCUAGUUCUAUAUAUCAAUAUUUUCACACACUACUACACCACACACACACACACAUCUUUUUUUAUUACAAGCAACUAUUUAAUUCAAAAAGAAAUGGAGAGAGUGAGCAAAAUGGCCUCGGAGAAGCCGGUGGUGAUAUUCAGCAUGACGACGUGCUGCAUGAGCCACACGAUCAUAUCGCUCUUCAGCGACUUCGGUGUCAAUCCGACGGUGUACGAGCUUGACGAGAUCUCAAGGGGACGAGAAAUCGAGCAAGCCCUAUCUCGGCUCGGCUGCAACCCUACUGUCCCGGCGGUGUUCAUCGGUGGCGAGUUCGUCGGAGGUGCCAACGAGGUCAUGAGCCUCCACCUCAAAAGGGCCCUCAAGCCCAUGCUCAAAAGAGCCGGCGCACUCUGGUUAUGAUCGAUGACGUACGUCAUCAUCGUACACUGUACGUCUGGCCGGCCGACUGGCGGAGAUAAUUAAUUAAUAUAUAGGUUUAAUUAAGAGUGGGAUUAGUUGGUUGGUAGAGAUUAUAUAUAUAAUAGGGGCCUUUUUGUAUGCUCCAGUUUUGCCUAACAAUUAAUGGUUCUAAUCUACUGAAUAAUAAUGUUUUUAUAUUUUAUAUAUACUUGAUAUAUAUAUAUAUGAUAUAUA
This is a messenger RNA of Erythranthe guttata (spotted monkey flower), 701 nucleotides long. Its product is annotated as monothiol glutaredoxin-S5-like. The record is from RefSeq and is a predicted model, not a curated record. NCBI's taxonomy places the organism in Eukaryota, Viridiplantae, Streptophyta, Magnoliopsida, Lamiales, Phrymaceae.